AUGUCAUCGAUUAAAGAAAAGUCCAUAUCUCCUGCAAUGGUGAAACCGGAGGAGUUUAGCAGCUUCAAUGAUUCCGACGCGCCAUACACUUCGACAAAGUCGCUUCCCGAGGAGAAACAAGGGUUUGCGGGGAGGUUUGUUGACUCGUUCAGGAGGAAACAGGUUGAUGAGUCUGAAAAAGAUGCCAUUGGCAAACAAAUGGCCAAGGGUAUAAGUACUCGUCAUUUGCUUCUCAUGGCGCUAUGUACCGGUAUCGGUACUGGUCUCUUGGUUGGUACGGGUAAAGUGUUGCACAACUCGGGUCCCUUGUUUUUGAUUGUUGGUUUUGCAAUUGUCGGUUCCUUUGUGUACCCAACGUUGCAAGCAGCAGGUGAAAUGGCUGUCAAUUUCUCCGAGUUAUCGGGAGGUUACAACAACUAUCCAAGACGAUUUGUUGACGACUCUUUGGCAUUUGCCGUUACUUGGAACUACUGUAUUCAAUGGUUAUCGGUGAUUUCAAUUGAAUUGGUCACCGCGGCAAUGAUCAUCUCCUACUGGAACACUUCGGUCAACUCGGACGUUUGGGUGACCAUAUUCUACAUUGUCAUUGUGGUUGUCAAUUUCAUUGGAUCCUCGAGUUAUGGUGAGGCCGAGUUUAUCAUUGGUAGUUGCAAAGUCAUGAUGAUUGUGGGCUUUAUCAUUAUGGGUAUAGUUGUCAAUGUCGGCGGAGGUCCUCACGGAGAAUACAUCGGCGGCAGAUACUGGCACGAUCCCGGCUACUAUACCAAUUUCAAAGGGUUAUGUUCAGUUUUCGUCACUGGUAGUUUUGCAUUGGGUCAAACUGAAUUUGUGGCCUUGAGUGCCAGUGAGCAAUCAAACCCGGCAAAGGCUAUCCCAAUUGCCACGAAAUUGGUUGGCUAUCGUAUUAUUGUCUUGAUGAUUGGAAGCUUGACCAUUGUUGGUUUGCUUGUCCCCUACAAUUCCGAUAGAUUGAUGGGUUCUAGCGGAGGCGGAUCCCACGCGAGUCCCUUUGUGUUGGCGGCAUCGUUGCAUGGUGUCCAGGCGGUUCCUUCAAUCAUUAAUGCCGUCAUUUUGAUGUCGGUGACAUCGGUGGCAUCAUCGGCACUUUAUUCCGCUUCGAGAACUUUGCAAUCGCUCGCCGAACAAGGCUUUGCUCCCUCGUGGUUCAAUUACAUCGACAGAAAAGGUAGACCAUUCCGGGCUUUGGUUGUUUGCGCCAUCUUUGGCCUUUUCUCCUUUAUUGCAGCUUACAAUCAACAGGAGACAGUUUUCAACUGGCUCUUGGCCAUCUCGGGUCUUUCCCAGAUUUUCACCUGGAUGGUUGCCAUCUGCUUGAGCCACAUUCGAUUUAGAGCCGCCUUGCGCUAUCACAUGUUGAAAAAUUCCAAUGCUUUGGACUCGUCUCAAAACUCGUUUAUGGGUUUCAUCAAGAGCAUCUUUGUCUCUGACGAAUCCACCGCGUCGUUGGGCUACACCGCGCUGACCGGUGUCUGGGGGUCGUACUAUGCCUGCGUCAUGUUUAUCUUGGUCCUUGUGUGUCAGUUUUGGGUCUCGUUAUGGCCCAAGGGAGGCAACGGAGUUGACGUGGAGAGUUUUUUCCAGGGUUACCUUGGAAUGAUUGUCUUGUUGGCAUUUUACCUCGUUCGGAAAGUCUACGUUUGCAUCAGAUAUGGCGAUUACAGGCUCUUUAUCCCCCUUGAAGACAUUGACAUUAACAUGGACCGAACUCAUUUUGAUGCUGAAGUUUUGGCUCUCGAGCGAGAAGAGGAGCAGGAAAAAUUUAGAAGAUCUCCAUGGUACAAGAAAGUGGUCAAGGUGUUAUUCAUGUGA
Messenger RNA from Lodderomyces beijingensis, 1830 nucleotides. The record is from the annotation of a GenBank genome assembly. Lineage: Eukaryota; Fungi; Ascomycota; Pichiomycetes; Serinales; Debaryomycetaceae.